Molecule: messenger RNA, 1116 nt
Organism: Anopheles maculipalpis
Lineage: Eukaryota; Metazoa; Arthropoda; Insecta; Diptera; Culicidae
Product: sodium channel protein Nach-like
Exons: 6
Coding region: 1-1116 (371 amino acids)
Biological process (GO): sodium ion transmembrane transport
Cellular component (GO): membrane
Molecular function (GO): ligand-gated sodium channel activity
Source: RefSeq, a predicted model, not a curated record
AUGUAUGGUUCUAUGUGGAACCUGCUCAGUAAUUAUCUUCACAAUCCGCUCACUUUCUACGUUGAUACAGCGCACCUGCAUUGGAACACAACCUUUCCAGCAGUCACCCUCUGCCAGGUGGUUAAUGGAGAAACCGUAGCAGAAUUGACGGAACAACAUUUCGGCGCCGAUCGGGACCCGUUGCUGGACAGCCUUAUCAUUGACAUUGCAUUCUACGGUGGUACCUGCUACUCCUGCGAAGAAUGUCACCCGGCGGCACCGCUCACAGCCUCACCCACAGUGAACUGUACGGCGUUGCGUAACUUCACCGAAAUUGUACGCCGCCAUCGGGCACCCUGCGAGGAGCUGCUUACCGAUUGCCACUGGCAGAAGGAACCGUUCGAUUGCUGUCGAUUGUUUCGUCCACUCGAUACGGAAUUUGGGCGAUGUUUUAGUGUUAAUGCGGCGAACGUUGCAGGCAAAUCGGCACCAGCUCCAGCGCGGCUCGUCAGCAACCGGGCGACGGGACCAGGUUGGUUGGGAUUUCGCGUGCUAGAAGACGUGCAGCUUUAUCUGCACGAUGAGUUUAGUGUGCCGCACGCGUACGUUGAUCGAUCCUUGCGUGAAACUGUGCUGUGGGGCAUGAGCAAGGAGAUCGUCGUGCGGGUGAUCGAGAUGGAAAAUAAGGACACGGUACUAGAGCUGCCGAUCUGGCGACGAAACUGUCGCUUUCCGUGGGAAACUGUGAGCGAUGAAUAUCAGCUGUACCGCUACUAUAGCUUCUCAACCUGUUCGAUCGAAUGUUUCUGGCAAACUCAGCUGCAGUUUUGCAACUGUACGCACCAUUUAAUGCCACGACCUUUGACAACAACGGAGAACACGCCGGCAUGCUCGUUCGAAGGGCUCACCUGCCUCACCGAACACUCGGUAGAAAUUGCACAAGCUCGCAAGCAAUGCUACUGCCUGUCGUCCUGCGUCGAGCCGGAGUACUUCGUCAUUCACAAGUCCGAGGACUUCUUUGCCGAAACCGAGGAGGAGGAAGGGCGUGUAACGGUGCGACUGCUGUCGCUGCCCUACGAACGGUUCGUGCGCAACAUCGCCAAGACGGAGAUGGAUCUGUUCAGUAAGUAUGGAUAA